Octopus sinensis (East Asian common octopus) is the source of this 3531-nucleotide messenger RNA. RefSeq names its product structural maintenance of chromosomes protein 6. The transcript has 27 exons. NCBI's taxonomy places the organism in Eukaryota, Metazoa, Mollusca, Cephalopoda, Octopoda, Octopodidae. Gene Ontology annotation, biological process: double-strand break repair via homologous recombination; chromosome organization. The record is from RefSeq and is a predicted model, not a curated record. Gene Ontology annotation, molecular function: single-stranded DNA binding; ATP binding; protein binding. Gene Ontology annotation, cellular component: site of double-strand break; chromosome; nucleus. The coding region runs from base 104 to 3454 and encodes 1116 amino acids.
UUCAGAUUACACCGUUAACCACGUGAUCUCUAUGGCGGUAGAGACGGACAAGUGUUUACAAAAAUUGCUCUAAUAAAUAUUUGGGCCUAAAAUAUUUAUUGAGAUGCCAAAACGACAAAGAAAUGACAAACACAGUCAAGGCGAUGGCAGAAACGGUAAUGAUGAGACAUCAGCCAAGAAGAAGUCGCGUCCAUCUAUGUUAUCAGACGUUGAAGAUGUUUCAGAUGAUAGCAACUCUCAUACGUCUCAGAACCCAGACUUUCUCUAUCAACCAACCAUGGGGGAACAAUGUCAGAUUGGGUACAUUCAAAAGAUUGUCUUGAAGAACUUCAUGUGCCACCACAAGCUGGAAGUGAAAUUUGGUCCGCAUGUCAACUUUAUUAUCGGCAGAAAUGGAAGUGGGAAAAGUGCUGUGGUCAGUGCCAUUAUUGUUGGUCUUGGCGGCAAAGCUUCAGCAACAAGUCGAAGUAAUUCUGUAAAAAGUUUUAUCAAAAAUGGCAAACAGUCAGCUGAAAUAAUAAUCCACCUGAGUAACGAAGGUGCUGAUGCCUUCAAACCGGAUCUCUUUGGGAAUCAAAUUGUGAUUGAGCGUAAAUUAUGUCGUGACGGAGUAAAUGGUUACCGUAUUAAAUCAAGCACUGGUCAAAUAAUUUCAACCAAACGAGAAGACCUACGCAAUGUCUUGGACAGUUUCAACAUCCUCGUUGAUAACCCUGUGGUCAUCUUAAAUCAAGAAAUCAGCCGCAGCUUCUUACAAUCAAAGAACGCAAGUGACAAGUACCGGUUUUUCCUCCAAGCCACCCAACUUGCUCAAAUCCAAGCAGAUUAUGAUGAAAUGAAGGUACAGAAGAACUCGGCUAAAGAAAUUCUUGCUAAAAAGGAAGAGUCUUUCCCUGAGCUGGAAUCAGAAGUGAAAGAAUGGGAGAAAAAAUACAAAGCUUUCUCUGCCCUUGAGAACCAGAAAGAGAAAAUAAAAGCUCUCAAGUCUGAAAUGGCAUGGUCUUUGGUCAUUGAGAAAGAAUCGCAUUUGGCACCGCAUUUAAGAGAAAAAUCUGCUGAACAAGCUCGGUUACCGAAAUUUGAACAGAAAGUAACAGAAAGCAAUACAAAACUUCAAAAAACAAAAGAAAAGGUUGAAGAUUUGAAAAACAGAUCAAAGGAUUUAGUAACGAAGGAAAAAUCUCUUUUACCAGAACUUAAAAAAGGAAAGGAGAAGUUAAAUAACAGUAAAGCAACAUUACGAUCUAAAGGGAUAGAAAUCAAGAAAGUUGAAAACAGUAUUCGGAACUUAGAACGAGAUGCUGAGCAAAUUAAAGAAAGAAUUCAUGAAAUCAAAAACAGCGAUGUACAGCAGAACUAUGAGGUGGAGAAGCAGAGGCGUGAGACGAAAAUUAAGGUUCUGAAGAGCCGUAUUGAAGAAUACGAAAAGCAGAAGCAUAAGUUUGAGAAUCAGGUGGAAACAUUUCAAGAAGAUGUAUCAAAGUACAAGGACGAAAGGUCUCGCUUUGAUACUGAACUAAGAAAUAUCAAAAGAACUAUAGAUUACAACCAGAGAGAACUGGACAAUUUAAAGCUGUCUGUGAAAGACAAUUUGAGGAAAUACGGUUCUCACAUUCCUGACAUCAUGGCUCACAUUGAAAUGGAUUUCAAACGGAAACGAUUCCACAGAAAGCCAGUUGGACCUUUAGGUGAAUGGAUCAAAGUGAAGGAUCCUCGAUGGGCAUUGGCGAUUGAGGUUUGUCUGAAAAGCCUCAUCACUGCAUUUUGUGUACACGAUCAUGAUGAUUGCAGUCAAUUGGAGAAAAUAUUCAGGGAAGUGUCUCCAAAAAGUAAACCCCCAUCAUUUAUAAUUAGCCAAUUCCAGUCACAUCUUUAUGAUGUUUCUAAGAAUACACCCAAAAAUUGUCCCUAUCCAACGAUCUUGGACAUGCUGGAUAUAAAGAAGGCUGUUGUUGGCAACUGUCUAAUUGAUCAGCGAACAAUAGAAAAUAUUAUUUUAAUUGAAGAUCCUACUGAAGCCAGAAAGUUUAUGAGAAGACAUUCGUUACAGUUUAUAAGAGAAGCAUUCACAUUAGAAGGUGACCAAAUAUUUCCUGAACCCAACUAUCGUUAUUAUUCAAGUAACAGUAACCAUUCCCAGUAUUUAUCAGCAAAUAUGGGAGAUGUUAUUACAAACUGUGAAAACCAAUUAAAAUCAAAGCUAGACGAGCAAAGCUUCAUGCAAGAACGCAUGAACAGCGUAUGUUCGUUGAUGAAUUCGAAAAUGCAAGAAGAAAGGAAAGCUUCAAACGAGAUUAAGAAACUUAGUGGUGCUUUACGCAAGUUGAAUCUAGAAAUUGAAGAAUUGCAGAUCUUAGAUGACAUUGAACCGAUUGAUGUGAUGGCGCUUGAAGAAGAGCAUAAAAAGAUAACCAGCAGCUUAUCAAAGCACAAAGAAUCUUAUGCGGAAGAGAAAGAGAAAUAUAAGAAGAUACAGUCGGAGACGAGUGAAUUGGAUCGAGUCUUCUCAGAAAAAGAGCAACAGUUGAGGUCGCUUACAUCUCAGUUGGAAACUAUCAGGGAGGAGGAGGCACGGCUUCUGACCGACCAUGCUGAAGCAAAGUCUUAUUAUACCCACUAUGAAAAAAAAUUUGAUGAACAGCAAAAGAAAAUAUCUCAGAAAAUUGCCAUUAUAGAAAAAAUAAAUGCUGAAAUCAAGGUGGACGAAGAGAAAGCAUGUCUUAUCUGUCCAGACAGAAUUAAUACUCGACGAACAACACAGAAUAUUCAAAGUGAGAUAACAGAGAUAAAUAAACGUGUUGAAGCGACAGAAAGGAGACAAGGAGACUGUGAUUUUACAACUCGUAGAUACCAUGAAACCAAAGAGGCCUUGCGAAAGAUCAGGAAAGAAGUUGGUUCAUUAAAAAAUUUUUUAAAUCAUUUAGAACAAGUGAUGGAAGUACGAGACAAAGCCUACAAAUCCUGCCGUCAAGUCAUUGCUUUGAGGAUGAAGCAGGUCUUUAUAGUGUUCCUGCAUAGCCGCAACUAUAUGGGACAACUCAACUUUGACCACGACAAGGGUCUACUUGAAAUCACUGUAAACCCGAUGAAUUCUGAUGGAAAAUCCUGUAAAGAUGUGAAGUCAUUGUCUGGUGGUGAACGCUCCUUCGCCACCGUUUGCUUCAUCCUGGCCCUUUGGUGUGGUACUGAGUCACCUUUCCGCUGCCUUGAUGAGUUUGAUGUGUUCAUGGAUAUGGUCAACCGUCGAAUCUGUAUGGACAUGAUGUUGCAGGUAGCGAAGGAGCAGAGAGCCCGCCAGUUUAUAUUUUUAACCCCUCAAGAUAUGAGCCACCUAAAUUACCCAAUGUCUAGAAUUUUCCGUAUGCCUGAUCCUGUACGUAUGAAAGGUGGGCAGAAAACUCUAAAUCUACAGCCAGCAGCCAAUGAAGACGAUGAAGAUGAGGAGGCAGCAUGAGUGUGUUGCUAGGGUUACAAUUUCAAAUUCAAACAAGAAAAGAAAAAAAUAAACAAAUACAAGGAGAAAAGAAUAUA